CCGAAACGAAGCUGUUCCCCGGGCUCCUCCUCCUGGUGGGGGGCGUGGCUUCGCGGCUCGCUCGCUCUCCUGAGACUUUGCCGAGGCGCCAUUUUGAAAAGCGUUAUGUUUGUGGGCUGAACCCGAGAGAGACGAGAGGAGGAGAGGCGGCUUUCUCCUCCCACCCCUUUCGGCGCGGCCGCGACGUUGUUUCUGUCAGCCGUUUGGCAAAGCGUCGAGCCGGGUAAGUCCUCCCUCGCUCCGCGGCUUCUGCUCCGUCCUCGUUUUCUCCUCCGCGCGCCUGGAGCAUAUACUGUAUAACCGUCGCCUCGCUGGGUCAGGCAUAAAAGGCCUGAUCCUGCUGCGUCUUUUCCCUCAGGGGAACCGGCCAGAAUUUUUGGACACUACUAUAAAAAUGCAGGAUGGGCGUAUAGACAACCACCUUAUACCGUAAACCAACUGACCAACAAAUAUACAGUAUCUGCAUGCUUCUAGCUACCAUCCCAAACAAUCCAGGCCCUACGUUACAGCCGCAUCUGUUCCAACUCUGCAGACAGAGACUCUCACCUAAGAGAUCUACAGCAAACCUUUUUAGAACUAAAAUAUCCGCCUAAUAAACAAUAGAUCACCAGAGCCAGACUGAUGGGGGGGAUUAGUUUGAAACAUCAGUCAGAGGUUUACAGCAAGUUAUACAAAAAAGGUCAUAUAAUAUAAAAUACAGCAAAAUAUGUAACCUAAUUUAUUUAAAACCCUUUGGCCAGCUCUUCAGCUGAAAAAAGGCUUCCAGAGCAGCUUAGAAAUGUCAGACUUUUAAUUGAAAAUAAAUGGCACCCAAAAAAAAGGGAUGCUGAGGGAUGAGGAAACCGCAAACUUGUUCUUGGUUAGAGAAUUCUUGUACUGACCACUGGAGUGGAAAAUUUUAGGGUAACCAAAAGUGCCGACCUCUGCUAAUAGGAACCCUGCAAGCCCAUUUCUUCUGCUAUAUCCUUAACAACAAGAAAUUUAAGUAAUCUGUUUUAAACUUUGCUAAACAACAACAAAAUACCUUUAAAGUGUCUUGAACAAAACAUAAAGCUUUAUUGUUUUAAUGUAUAAUGAGUAAACUCCAUUUUCCACCUUCCUACCCUCUUGUACUGCUACUGUUCUAGUCAGUUUCAUAACACAUGCAAUCUUUGAGCAAUACUUAAUAGAACGCAAAGAAUAAUUUCUUAAAAGAGAGAUGUGUGGUUCAUGUUCCCCUCUUCUCUGAUAGGGGUCUAGUGUUCUCUGAUUCUGUGUUACCGAUAGUAGUGCCUACACAGUACCUUUCCAUGUGUUUACUGAGAGUGGUGGUGGAAUUUUCCUGUUGGCUAAUGUAAAGUGGCUCAUGUCUCAUUACGUCUUCCAAGCCUCAGGGUUGACCAGGCCAGUCACAUCCACCUUUCUUGCAUCUGAGGUCAUGUAUGAUGUCAGAUUUAGGAAAGUUCAAGUAGCAGAUGUUGCGAUGUUUGUGUUCCUGAUUCCUUUACAAGGAAAAACCCGAGCCGUUUUGCUUGUCUGCACUGCAGUUGAUUUCAAGCUGUGGCUGCAAGGGAAGAUCUGAUUGAAUCUACAGAUAGAAUCACCUGACAUCAUACAAUGUCCUCUGAUUGAUAGGUGGGCAGGGGUGCUCACCAAUUAAUGUGGCCUGUGGAGGGCUGGCCCUCUGGCUGGCUGGAUCCAGUUCCCCACCCCUGCUGUUGGCCCAGCAGCCUUGCAUUUGCCUAUUUGUGACAUCUUCGUUUUGAAACUGUAUUCAUAGUUGCAUCGUAUGGUACAAGGCACAGACUUGGGUAAGAUUAUCUAGAAGACUUGCUUUGAUAUUUCUCUUUGUAUCAAUAAGAUGGUGUAUAAUUGUUGGUAACUAUUUUUAACAGACUCUGCUGGAAACCUCCAAAAUUACAUUAGGGGAAAUUUGAUUCUUAAACUUUUAUGUUGAAACAUGACUUUAUUUUCCCUUCCAGUAUUUCUAAUAGAUGGAAGAAGGAGCUGAAGACCUAAUGGAUCAGCCUGAAUCUGCUCCAGAAAACAUACAAGUGACUGAAACAAAAAAAAGGUGAGACAUAAUUCCUAAGUUGCUGCUGUUGUUAAAUGUCAUAUUUAAAAAAUGAAAAAUGUUUUAUAAAAACUACAAAGGGUCUUAUGGCGAUAUGGGAUGGGGGGAGCAACUCCCAUCUCUUGCGGGGGCGCAAUUAGUGCCAGCACCGUCCGUUAAGAGUUUGGGUGUAAUCUUCGACACCUCCCUUUCCAUGGAGGCGCAGAUUGCAGCUACAACAAAGGCGGCAUUUUCCCAUCUCCGCCAAGCUAAGCAGUUGGCUCCUUACCUCUCUUGCCCUGACCUAGCCACUGUGAUCCACGCGACGGUCACCUCCAGACUGGAUUAUUGUAACUCGCUCUACGUGGGGCUGCCCUUGAGACUGACCCAGAAACUCCAGCGGGUGCAGAAUGCUGCAGCGAGACUCCUUACGGGGUCUUCGCUGCGAGAUCACAUUCACCCGGUGCUAUACCAGCUGCACUGGCUCCCAGUGGAGUACAGGAUCAGGUUUAAGGUGCCCUAUACGGCCUAGGACCCUCGUACCUACGGGACCGCCUCUCCUGGUAUGCCACAGAGAAGUUAGGCUGGCCUCAACUAGAGCCAAGGCUUUUUCGGCCGUGGCUUCGAUCUGGUGGAACACUCUGUCACAAGAGACCAGGGCCCUGUGGGACUUGACAUCUUUCCGCAGGGCCUGCAAGACAGAGCUGUUCCACCAGACUCCCUCCCUCGGCAAUCUUCGUGGAGCUCUGGCCCAAUGGUUGCCAGUGGCUUGAAUUAAUUAAUUUUAUAAUGAAUGAUUUUAGAGUGUUGUUUGUGCUGUACUUUUGUACUGUUUUAUUGUUGUUAGCCGCCCUGAGCCCGGCUUCGGCUGGGGAGGGCGGGAUAUAAAUAAAAUUUAUUAUUAUUAUUAUUAUUAUGGGUAGCAUUGAUCUAAGUUUUUCUUAGAGUAGUUCUAAUAAAAUCCAUGGAAAUAACUUGGUUGUGUUCAUUAAUUUCAGUGGGUCUACUCUGAAUAAAUUUGGUUGAAUACCACCUUAACAUAUAUGUAUAUUUUCAUGUUCAUCAGCUGCAUUAAGUGUAAUCCUGAGUUGCAAGUACAUAUGUACUGGGAUUAUAAACAGUCAUCCCCCCCUGUCAACCUGGGUUUGUGUAUAUUUUUUCAUAUACAUGUAAUCUGAAACUAAGUGCCCUAGGUCAUGUACUAACAUAGUGGGUUGUAUCCAACUAAAUUUUACUUUGAGUAUACCAGUAGAAAUUAAUUCACUGAAGUUAACUCUGACUAUUACUGUCAGUGGAUCUACUCUGAGCAUGACUGGUACUAAGCACAAUGCAGCAUUGCCAGGUAAGAUCAAUUGAUAAAAGAUUUUGAGUGACAUAGGGUUGCCAUAUUUUGAACUGAAAAUCCGGAAAGAAAAGUUGUUGAGCUUUUUUCUUUUUGGGGAGGGUGGGGGGCAAAUUUGUGAGCUGUUUUUGAGCUAGUUUUAUGGAAAAACUGCACUGCCAACAUGGGCUGCCAUACUUCCAGAUUUUCUGUAUAUUUGCAGUAUUCCAUAUACAGUAUGUUUGGGAAAUUCCGGACAUAUGGCAACCCUAGGUUGACAGCCCAUGAAACUCUGCUUCUGUGCAUGGUUUAGGGAGGGAGAGCAGGCUCAUGUGCCACAGCUAUGGGGAAAUCACAAAUUCAGUGGGUUAAGACUUCUAGUAUGGAAAUGCAAUUCUGCAAAGAACUUCAUCCGUGUUGUUAGUUAGUUCUGUGUGGCCCACAGGUUAUUUUUGACCCUUGCUAAAGGAGGAUACAGCUUUCCAUAUGACACAAAAUACCUGCAAGUUUGAUGCAAAUUUGUGUUCUCUUUUAUGGGUGGGGCAGAGGGUCUAAUCUACAUACAGUGUGGACCUGCAAAAUCCUGUUGGCACCUCUAGCCAUAGUAAUUGGACUGUGGUUCUUAGAACAAAAAAAAAAAUGGUAAGAAUUUCAUAUGUUCUCCUUCGUUAUGCUCAGGGGCCCAAGAGGUCGGGGAAGAGGCCGAGGUGGCAGAGGCUAUACUAGAGGGAAAAUGCGAGGCAGAUCACUGAAUGGCUUUGGGCCAAUAAGGUAAUCUUUCAUUUUUUUACCUAUUAUUUACUUAUUGUAUAAUGUUGUACACAUUAACUUCAGGGUGCAAACUUCCUAACUGGCAAAGCUUUAAUACACAGUUGCAGUUCGAAUUGUGAUGGUUUUGCAGGCUUAAAGGGAUGUGCAUGCAGGUACGUUUCCCCUACUAAAAUGAGUGUUGCACUUGCUUGCAGAUGGUCACAGGCCCAACCUCCAGCAUUUCCAAGUAGGGCUGGGAAAGGCUCCUUCUGAAACUCCGGAAUGGGACUGCCAUUCAGGGUGUAGCCAAAAUGGGGUCAUCCAGAUGUCACUGGACCGUAGCCCCUCUUAUUCCUGACCCUUGGUUAUGGAAUAAGGCAGCUUCAUAUGUUGAACUGUAACCAAGAAUGUGGUUAGAACUUAAUCAUCAGCUUGUGUUCAGAAGAUCAGCUAAGCCAAACCUUGACUUACCUCACACAUGGCUUAGGAGCAAAAGGGACCGGAAAGGACCAAAAUGGCUACAAGCUCUUUUCCAGGAGUCUGCACAUUUGCAAACCUGGACUUUUGUCUCUUUAUUAAGAUUUGCUGAGUUGCUCAUGCUUUUUUUUUUAAUAAGAUAUUUAUUAAGAUUUUUUAAAAUAUUACAAUAAAAAAGAAAGAAAAAACAAAAAUACAAAAUAAAAAUGGUUAAAAACACACAGAUUUUCCAUUACUUAUUUUCCUUUAGCUUGUUUCCCGGACCUCUUCAUACCUCCCUUUUUUGUAUUCCACUUCAAUCUGUUGGUUCAGCAAAUCCUUACCCUCUUUAAUUAUCCUAAUCCUUGAUCUUAAAAAUAAUAGCAUUAGAUUUUUACCUAUUUAUAACCCUUUUUCAUAUUCCCUUAAAGCAUUACAGCUGGAAACCACUUAAUUUCUAUCCAACAUCAUUCUAACAUUCAUUAAUUUUACAAUAUUUCUGUAGAUAAUCUUUGAAUUUCUUCCACUCUUCUUCCACCGACUCUUCUCCCUGAUCUCGGAUUCUGCCAGUCAUUUCUGCCAAUUCCAUAUAGUCCAUCAGCUUCAUCUGCCAUUCUUCCAAAGUGGGUAAAUCUUGUGUCUUCCAAUACUUUGCAAUGAGUAUUCUUGCUGCUGUUGUGGCGUACAUAAAAAAUGUUCUAUCCUUCUUUGACACCAAUUGGCUGACUAUGCCCAGGAGAAAGGCCUCUGGUUUCUUCAAGAAGGUAUAUUUAAAUACCUUUUUCAGUUCAUUAUAUAUCAUUUCCCAGAAAGCCUUAAUCCUUGGGCACGUCCACCAAAGGUGAAAGAAUGUACCUUCGGUUUCUUUACAUUUCCAACAUUUAUUAUCGGGCAAAUGAUAGAUUUUUGCAAGCUUGACUGGGGUCAUGUACCACCUGUAUAUCAUUUUCAUAAUAUUCUCUCUUAGGGCAUUACAUGCCGUAAACUUCAUACCUGUGGUCCAUAACUGUUCCCAGUCAGCAAACAUAAUAUUAUGUCCAACAUCUUGUGCCCAUUUAAUCAUAGCAGAUCUCACCGUUUCAUCCUGAGUAUUCCAUUUCAACAGCAAGUUAUACAUUCUUUACAAAUUCUUAGUUUUGGGUUCUAACAAUUCUGUUUCUAGUUUUGCUUUUUCCACCUGGAAGCCAAUUUUCUUAUCCAAAUUGUAUGCCUCCAUUAUCUCAUAAUAAUGAAGCCAAUCUCGCACUUUGUUUUUUAAUUUCUUGAAACUCUGCAAUUUCAAUUUGUCUCCUUCUUGUUCCAAAAUUUCCCAAUAUUUCGGCCAUUUGGCCUCCAUAUUGAGCCUUUUCAGAGCUUUCGCUUCCAUCGGUGACAACCACCUUGGGGUUUUGUUUUCCAAUAAAUCCUUAUAUCUUAUCCAAACAUUAAACAGUGCUUUCCUGACAAUAUGAUUUUUAAAUGCUUUAUGUGCUUUGACCUUAUCAUACCAUAAAUAUGCAUGCCAUCCAAAUACGUUAUUAAAACCUUCUAAAUCCAAAAUGUCUGUAUUUUCAAGAAGUAGCCAUUCUUUCAACCAGCAAAAAGCUGCUGAUUCAUAGUAAAGUUUAAAGUCUGGCAGGGCAAAUCCACCCCUUUCCUUUGCAUCAGUUAAUAUCUUAAAUUUUAUUCUGGGCUUCUUGCCCUGCCAGACAAAUCUAGAAAUAUCUCUCUGCCACUUCUUGAAACAGUCCAUCUUGUCCACAAUUUGCAAUGUUUGAAACAAAAACAACAUUCUAGGCAAUACAUUCAUUUUUAUCACAGCAAUACGACCCAACAGUGAAAGCUUCAAAUUUGACCAAAUUUCUAAGUCUUUUUUUUCACUUCCGUCCAACAUUUUUCAUAAUUAUCUUUAAAUAAGUUCCCAUUUUUGGCUGUCAUAUUAAUCCCCAGAUAUUUCACUUUCUUAACCACAGUCAAGCCUGUCUCAUUCUGAAACCUCUCUCUUUCAAUCGGUGUUAAAUUUUUCUCUAAAACCUUAGUUUUUAACUUGUUCAAUUUAAAUCCUGCCACUUGACCAAAUUCUUGAAUCAUGCUUUUAGAUUGGUGUUGAAAAGUUCUUGUUUUUGUAGACGUGGAAUGGGAAGAAUGCGCCCAUAUUCAGAUGUAAGAGGGCGAAGAGGAGGACGAGGCGGACCUCUCUUCUCGCCAUCUCUGCCUCGGAGAGGAAUGAUGAGAGUGCCUUUUCUGCCACCCCCACCAUGGUUAGUAUUGAGGUUGACAGUGCAAAUAUAUUUAAAAACAGUGACUGUAGUUUUGGGUUAGUUAGGGCUGUGCUUGGGGUUGAUUCACCUAGCCAUAUGUUUUAUAUAUGCAAUUUGCAUUAGUUGCAGAAUUUGGGGCUUUCUGCAAGCAAAUUUCACAAGACCCUGUUUUCUUGUCAAAUUCCAUAGAAUUGGUUGUGUGAGGGUCCACAAAGGAAAAAAAAAGUUUCAAGAGCUGGAGAUCAGUUUUGGGGAUUUUCCACUGAGGAGAUGACACUGCAAUUGUUGGGGGUUUUUUUGGAAUCUAAGUUAUGCAACUGAAAGGUUGUAUGUGACUCAAUAUCAGGAGUGCUUCUUUGGAAAGAUUUGGGGUUGUAAAAUAUACCUCAAGAUAGCUGAUGCUAAUCAGACAGUGAAAGUUUAGGACUGAGAGCUACUGAGUUAGAUCAAGCACUCCUGUACAUACAAGGAGAAAUUACCUUCCCUAAUAUAUGUAUGUGUGUGUGUGUGUGUGUGUGUAUAUAUAUAUAUAUAUAUAUAUCUCCCCCACACUCAUCUGAAAUUUGGAGAAAAUCUUUUAAAACAGGCAACUAUUCCUGGCAACUCUGAAAGCACAAUUUUUAGAUUAAAAAACAUGUUUUAUUAUCAAUAUGAUUGCUGUCCUGGGCUCCUUUGGGAAGAAUGGCAGAAUGUAAACUGAAUGAAUGAGCAAAUUCUAAUAAAAAUCACCGUAUUUUUCUAUGUAUAAGACUAGGUUUCCCCCCUAAUAAAUAAUGUCCAAAAUUGGGGGGAGGGGGGCGCGUCUUAUACACGGGGGCCAUCUCCCCCCAUUUUCUUAAAUAAUGUCUUAUACAUUGGGGCGUCUUAUAGACAGAGAAAUACGGUAUGUUUUUAUUAUUAUUUGAAGAAAAUGCCUGUCUGAAGCAGGGAAAACAAAACUAAUAGUUACAUGAUAUAUAACUGGGUUAGUAGUCAUAUGAUGAUGGUCAGUUGGGUCUGUCUCUGCAGUUUUGAGCUUCCUCCCCCACCUCCCCCUCCCCCACCACCUGGACCAAUGGGCUUCAGAGGAAUACCUCCUCCUCCCCCCAGAGGCAGAGGGAUGCCGCCAUGGCCACGAGGCCGUUUCCCACCUCCAAGCAGGUAAGAUUCCUUUCCCACUCCCUUUUUUAGCUCAUUUUACUUUACACUUAAAGAAUUUUAUGUAACAGUGUUUAAAACUUAAGGAAGGUUCAGUAUUCAGAACGAGGCAUAUCACGUAGAGACUUAAAAAAUCGGAACUUAUUGUUAGCAUAAUAUUUAACCACACUGGAAGCUUUCUAAAUAUGCAUGUUGGAAGCAUACUCCCAAAUUGUAAUGUAGGGUUUUAAGUCUGUUGUUUUUAAAAAGUAACUCUUUUGAGAAGGGAAAAAACAACAAUUAUGAUUUUAUCCUUUUAUACAGCUUUCCCAGUGGACCCGGUGCACCACCUCUUCCGCCACCUGGGCGGGGCCAGAGAUGGCCUGGGCCGCCAGGUGGCAGAUACUAUUAAAGAGGCUUAUUCUUUAAAUUCAGUAACUGGGAUACAUCCUUUUUACCUUAAGACCAUUUGAAAUGGCUGGACUAAGAAUUGCCUAUAAAGCAUUAAAGAAGGCAAAGAAAAUAACAGAGUGCUUGAUAUUCCAUAUUUUUCCAGCAGCCCUUAUGCACCAAGUUGGUAAAAGCCAUAUAUUUUUUAAAAAUAUCCUAAAGACCUGUGACUCCUUGGACACUUUCAAGAAUAUCCUUUUGAAGCCUGUUGUUUGUGGACCUUGGCAUCUGCACACUAAAAGUUAAAAGAAAGAUAUCUUAAGAAUAGGUCAAGCUUUAACUUAAUAUUCACAAUUAAGUUGUGUGCAGCUCUUUUUUUGGAAAUACAUCUUGAUUUGUUUCAGUAACAUGUAUUUGUUUGUUCUAAAUCUUGUGAACUCUGGUUUCAAAUGCACUUACAUGUGGUAACAAUAAAUUCAUCAAGAUGCUUCUUACUUCAAAGGGGCAAUUAUUCUGUAUCAUGUGGGGAAAUAUAAGCAAUGCACAAAAUGUAAUGGAUAAAAGAAACUGUGGAUGUUAAUUUAAGAAAAAGAAAAAAAUUACAAAUGAACAGAAGUUUAUGGACUUUGUUUAAAUUUUUAAUUACUGUUUCUGUUACUCAGCUUGACCUUGGUGUUUAAAUUUCUAGCAUGUAAUAACUACGUGUAGUACAUGGCUAAGCAUUUGACCUAUUGUAUAAUUACAACUGGUGAUGUUAUCAAAAACAUAAAAUGAAAGGCUAUAUUAAAAUCCGCAGUGUGCAUAUUGUUUUAAAUGACAGAUUUCUGUACAUUACACAAUCACUUUAGAUUUGAUUUUGUUGUGCACUAGAAAAACUUAACAAAAAUGGAACAUGUAAAUCUUUUUUUGCUUGUUAAAAUAACAGAUAAAAUUGUAAAAUUCUGAAACAGUGCUGUUUAAUGUCAAGGAUGAUCACAGUCAGUAAAUUUACAUUCAUUAAUACGGUCUGUGUUCUUCUGUGCUGAGGGCUGAAUAGAAACUUUUUUUACCAGUCUGGUGCAGUUUGGGACUUUUUAACUUAAGCAGUUCCUACACUGGGUCCAAAGUCUACAAGCAAAGUUUUAAAAAAAAUGAAGAAAAGCAAUAAAUUGAGGUAUGAAAGCAUAUAUAGAUGUCUAUAUUCUACUCCUAACACUUGGCUUCCAGUUAAUUGGUAUCUUAACAAAAUGUAUUAACCUUAGCUUUGAUAAAACAAAACAAAAACCCGACUUAGAUUGAUACUUGAUCAGAACCUCAACGUUCCCAAUAAAUCACGAAAGCUAAUAUUUAGCCUUCACAACUUAUUCUUUAAAAGUGAAAAAAUUCAGCUGUGUAUAACAUAUUAGAAAAUACUUUAUCCUAUUCAUUUGGUGAAAUCAUUAUACUGCAACGAUGCUUUGUUUUGACUUUGUGUUGGUUCAUUAUGUUGGUUUAAAAACACAUCUAAUGUUGCCCAAUGGUGAAAGAAUGAUGCUGUUGUUAUCUUCUGAAGGGUAACAUAGUCACCCUUUGAGGCCAGUGGGAGAUGGCAUGCAGACCUUUGGGAGAGCUUUCAUCAAGGCCUUGAGGUGAGACAGUAUUUAAACAUUUUCCCCACUCACUUUCUUUUUCUUUGAGUGAAGUGCACAUUCAUCCGAGUUUGAUUCAUGUCUGAAGUGGGGCACAUACACAACACACAGUCUCGAUUCUGUUUCACUCAGAACAUUAGCGGCCAAUAUACAGAGUUACCUCCUAGUGGAACCCAGUCAUACAAAAGGGAUUCAUCAGGUUCAGUUGGAGAAACUGAGUUGCCGAGCACAUGGUGGUGGGUCAACCAGGCGUGUGUCCAAUGAAGCUGGGCUUUAUGCAGAUCUUUACCGAAAAGGUUACUGUCAGAAAUUACUAAGCAAUACACAAAUUCUGUUACUUGGAAUAACAUUUGAACAUAUAAAGCCAUGUUUACACUGAAUUGGAACAUUCCUCUGUCUAGUCCAGGAGUGGGGAAUGAUCUAGCUACCAGGCUAUAUCCUUAUCUCUGCAACACAGAGACACAUAAUAGAUCCACUUUGUGAGGUGGGUGGGGUUGGCCAUCUGUCAGUCACCUGACCUCAUGAUGUCAGAUGACCCUUUUUUGGCUGUGUGGUUCAAGCACCAUGCUUAUUAUUGGGGCUUGCAAAAGGUUGGCUGUGCACUGAGCUUUGCAGGCGUUUGCAAACCCACUUUUGGCACAGAUGCAUCUUUACCUAACCCACAGUUGAGACUGCAUGUAGGGCAGGCUCGUGUGGCUUAGCCCAAAGGGCCUCAUAGGUUUCCUGCUGAUCCAGCCUAGUAAUGUUCUUACUGACCAUGGAUCUCCUAAGAUUUUCCCCAGCCUUGUUUUCUGAGAUAGCUGUAACUUGGUGCUUCCAGAAAUUGAAGCUGGCCUUCUGCUUGCAGAUACCACUGAGUGUGGCCCAUCUUGUUAAAGGAAUCACAUGCCCUUGAUUUCCCCCUUAAACUGAACUAGUAUUUGCUGUUCUUCAUUCAAUGUGUUUGAAAAUGCAAGGAGAAAAGGAUUAGUAUGUUCAGUCUUCUAUAUUAUUCUAUACCAACUGCUGACAAGAGUAAUGAACAAGCAAAGCUGCUUUGGUAAUAGUAAAUCAGUACUAGCCUGUACAUUUAGUAGCAGGAAUAUAUUGCUGAAUUUUAUCUGUUGAUAUGGAGAGAAAUUGAACCCAAGCAUAAGAGAGAACGCAAACACUUUUAGUGCUCUAGUACAGCAAUUCACCUACAUGAUGGGCAGAGCAAUCAAAAAUGAUAAGGGAGCAUGGUAUGGCAUAUCUACCCACGGACUGUCUCGCCAGAGUGGUGCAUGCUCUAGUUAUCUCCCGCUUGGACUACUGCAAUGCGCUCUACGUGGGGCUACCUUUGAAGGUGACUCGGAAACUACAACUAAUCCAGAAUGCGGCAGCUAGACUGGUGACUGGGGGCGGCUGCCGAGACCACAUAACACCGGUCUUGAAAGACCUACAUUGGCUCCCAGUACGUUUCCGAGCACAAUUCAAAGUGCUGGUGUUGACCUUUAAAGCCCUAAACGGCCUCGGCCCAGUAUACCUGAAGGAGCGUCUCCACCCCCAUCGUUCUGCCCGGACGCUGAGGUCCAGCGCCGAGGGCCUUCUGGCGGUUCCCUCAUUGCGAGAAGCAAAGCUACAGGGAACCAGGCAGAGGGCCUUCUCGGUAGUGGCGCCCGCCCUGUGGAACGCCCUCCCAUCAGAUGUCAAAGCGAUAAAUAACUACCUGACAUUUAGAAGACAUCUUAAGGCAGCCCUGUUCAGGGAAGUUUUUAAUCUGUGAUAUUUUACUGUAUUUUUGGUUUCUAUGGAAGCCGCCCAGAGUGGCUGGGGAACAAAUAAUAAAUUAUUAUUAUUAUUAUUAUUAUUAUUAUUAUUAUUAUUAUUAAAUGUUUGUAUAGACUGAGAAUUAAUUGUCCUUUCUAGUGUAUUAAAGUUGCUGCAGCCAUCUGAAUUGUGUAUAAGCAUACUACUCUGCAGGAAGAUUUCAACUCUAUUGUUAAGGUAACACUUGCUUUCAUUAUUGCCUUCUUUUAAAAAAAUGGUGAUGAUGCUGCUUUGACAGUGAAACUGUUUUUCUGACCUUCUAUAUUUCUGUGGGGAACAUCCAUUGCAGAUGUGGACUUAAGUUAACAGCCUGUGAAGCGGUGUGUAUCGGUGCAGCUAUUUUAACUUUUCAGGAAGAUUAGGCUGAGGUCCCGUCUCCCUUUCCCGUGAGACUGCAAGGUCUCUGGAAUGUAAACAGAGUCCUGUGACUCCCAGCAGCUGCUCAGUGGGAAACAGAAACUAACACUCUCCUCCUUUUGAUAAAAUUCUACUUGCACUGAAUUGCAACUGAGUGCAGAAAGAGCUAGUGUCUAGUGCCUGUAUAAACUGUAAUAAUGCUCUGAUGCAAAGUAAAAUGAUGGAAACAUGGUCCUAAUAUGAGCAACACAUGCCUUCAUCAUUGGCCAAGCAAGUUCAACCUGCUUGGCCCUCCUUCCUUAACUUAAGAAGUCCUCAGUGGGAAUUGUUGGUCAUGAUGUUGUACAGGAUGGUCAAAGGCUGACACUAGUAAAGACAAAGCAAGGAUGAGGGCAAAACACGCUACUUGAAUUAUCUUAGCAUCAUUUGCUGAAUCCAGACUUACCUGGGAGUAAGGCCAAUUGACAACAUUUCGAUGUUUGAACACAUAAUUUAUAAUCAUCUUCCCCCCACCCCUAUUUGUUGUAUCACUUUAAAAAACAAACCAGCCUGAAUAGGCAUGUAUAAGAUUAUUCAGACUUACUCAUUACUAAAUUAAGCUAACUAACACUAAUCUUACACUUGUUUAUUCAGAGUCCCACUGGAUUUAUAUAGGAUUGCAGAAUUAGUCCAGAUUCAAUUCCAUGGUAUUUGUUUCUGAUACUAUACUUGAAUUGUAUUGUGAGAAGCUUUUGUAAGUUGCUCUGAGAGUCUAUUGCCCUAUUUAGAAAGGCCAGUGUAUUGUUAUUUUAGCCACAAUCUGGAUGUUUUAAGAACCAUAAGCAGAGCAUGAAUGUGGUAGGUUGCCCCAGGGACCCAGCGUUCAGAGAUACUGUUUCUGUUACCAGGAAGAAUAGUCAUUGAUAGAUCUCUCAUCUUUGGUAUUUUUGCACUGAUCCUAUUAAUUUCAAUGGGGUGUCUGCAGAGGAAAUUCCUGCUGAAUUAUUCCUCUUGUCAGUAACUCUGUAAGUACAUUUAACUCAGUUUUUUUCCAUAGGGACCAUUUCACAGACCUUGAGAGAAACACGGUAGAUAAAUCUUUCACAGUAGCCUGAUCCUGAUUCAAGCUUGAGCCAAGGGGUGUGUGUAAUAUAUUAGGAAUGUUUUGUCUAUUGCAAUAAAUUACAUCCCUAGAUCAACUCAUUUUAGAGACAAAAAUGUAUUUUGUGGUCAAUGAAUGAGAAACUAAUAAAGUAUCUAAGCACUGUGAUUGUUGUGUGAUGGAAGUAUUUACAAGGUGUAUACAGUACAUAAACACUACUCUUCUGUGUAGCAUCAUUGGGAGGAAGGAAAUGGCUCAUAUGAAUAUAUACAUUAUUCACUGCAUGCUUUCUUCCAUGCUGCAACUCACAGUGGUGGAUAUGAAGUUUCCUGUCUGACCUGAGAUUACUCUGUUGACAUAUUCAUCCAAUUAAUCAUAGUUGUAUUUGAAUAAAAUCCAGCAUCUAUUCCUACCGCACAAACCCCUUUAAAUGAACAACUGCUACUCAAGAGGACAUUAUGCUCUUGUCUAUGGCCCUAUUCAUCUUCUGUUGCACUCAAGCUGCUUAUGUCAGAUGGUUUGCUUAGGUCCAAUGGAGCUCCUGUUAAACUGGCACAAGAUACAUAGCUGGCUUAUUUUGCCCUGGCACUAUUAUUGCUGCCGAGAAGAUAUGUAGCACUUCUUUCUGGCUAAAGUCAUCAACAUGGGGUGGAGUAACAGUAACCCCACCAUUAACUAAACAUGACUGGUAAUUCAGUCUCCCUGCUGUAGUUUCUUGAGAGCCAAACCACAUGGGGAGCUCUCACUACAAAUAGAUACCUAGCUAGACACUCAUUGCCUUUAUAGCAGUAGGAUCAUGUACUGACCAGUCCCUGUAUCAGGCAUCUUUUUUGUGCUCUGGCAGAGUAGAAACCUUUUUCCCUUUGUAUUUUCUGUAUCCUAGCUACCUUGAGUCUAGUUGCUAAGAGACAGCCUAUACCUAGGAAAGCGUUGGCUAUUUGUGAUUUUCUUUUUCUUAGGAAGACAACUUUCUUUGAAACACUGUUUCAGUAAAGAAAGAAUACUAUUCAAAUGUUGCUCAAAGCAAUAAUGAAAAAAAGAACUUGAUUCCCUGAACUAAAUAGAAAAAGGGGAGAGAUGCAGUUUUCAAAAUUAUCCAUUUUGCGUAUUUAAAAAAAAAACCCUGAGUGAGACGUAACAAUGCAGUCCUUUAUGGAAAUUGGUAUGUUAAAUGAAGCUUGUUCAUAGGUUGGUGAAUAUCUUUUCCAGGAAUGCCAAUAACUACUACGGGGUUAGAGCAUUCUGGGUUUGGUUCCAAGAGAUCAAAAUGCUUUAGCAAACUGAGUGAUGUCACUGAUUUGUAAAACAAGAAUAUGGUUGCUGGGCAAUUGAGAUAUUUGGGGUGCGGGUGCAGAUUAACAUAUCAAAUUAUUAAGUGUGUUUAUGGGAGAAACAGAUUGGCUUGUGCCCCAGUUAAAAAUAUUUCUGUAGGCUUUUGAUUGUUUCCUAAACAUCCUGUGGUUAUUAGUAAGCUCUAUGUGGGAGAUUAGCAUCUGCUCAGGGCUGGCCUAAUUAAGACAAGCUCUUUGGCACAGCUUGGUCUUACACUUCCUCUUUAGCAACAACAACAAAAAAGCUAAGAAGGAAAAAUCAGCUUAAGAUUACUGUUCCAGCAGUAUGCCCAAUUCUCCAAGAAUAGCUGACACUAUGGAUCAGAACUAACAGCAAUUGGGGAAAGUCAUAAAUCCUGCAAAAUCAUCCUUGGCCGUGUGAAAUCGAAGCUCUGUCUCAAGCAAUUAGACAUUUUGCAUCUCAAGCUGACUAGUUCUCAUCUCGUUUUCAAAAAAGCAGUCACUUUUCUUUUUAGAAGCGGUUAUUACACAUUAAGUACUUGGGAAUUUGGUGCCUAUUAAGUAACAGGUUAACAGGGUAAUUUUUUAUCCACUACAAUUAAUGUCCUUUUGGUAAUAAAGAGAAUGAAGAUAAAAGGAGCACCUUUGCACUGAAAUUGAGGGGAUUUUUUUUCUUCAGUCGAAGCACCUGAACCAUGUCUCUAUAGCACUGCAACCUUGAUUUAAUCAUCUUAGAGUAAGCCGCAUUGAACUCUGUCGUCUGAGUAAACACAGGAUUUCACUAUACAUCUGCAGUUGCCCAGUGUUUUUUGCAGAGAAGCAGGACAAUUUCUAUGAUUGUUUAAACACUAACAUGAGGCUGCUUCAGGCUUCUUGCAUGAAUCAUAGUGCCCGUCCACAGCUAAUUUCGUGUGUUGUGAAUGUAGCAGCAAACAUCCAUACAUCAGUAGGGGUAGAGGGGAAGCUGUGGCAAACAUGGUCCUUAGCUGUAUUUGGCACUAAGAACUAUGGAUAUCUGGCACCACACACCUGCUCCUCCUAGCUGAUGUUACCUUCCAUUUCUUAUCAGCGGUACACAUAAAAGAUUUAUAUGUAGAACACUGUGGCUCUUAUAAGAAGAUCCCUAUUGUGAACAAAAUACAGUCGUAUCUUGGAUCCCAAACGCCUUGUGAGUCGAACAUUUUGGCUCCUGAAUGCCGCAAACCUGGAAGUGAGUGUUCCGGUUUGCGAACGUUCUUUGGAACCCGAACAUCCAACGCUGGUUCCGUGGCUUCCGAUUGGCUGUAGGAGCUUCCUGCAGCCAACCAGAAGCUGUGCCUUGCUUUCCAAACGUUUUGGAAGUCAAACGGACUUCUGGAACGGAUUCUGUUCCAACUUCCGGGGUACCAUUGUAUUCUGUUAACACCUUUUCUAAGAGUUAUAUAGAAGGAAGUACAGGUUAUUAAUACAGUUGGUUGCAGAUGGUUUACAAAUUCAACAGUACUCUGCUAAGGGCCUCUUUAUAUUAUGCUGUUCAUAUUGAAGUAGAUAUUCUGAUUAUAAGCAACAGUGUCAGUAGCAUAAUUUAAAACCUUUUUUCCAUGUACAGUCAUACCUCGGGUUGCAGACGCUUCAGGUUCCGUUUUUUCGGGUUACAGACCCACCAAAACCCGGAAGUACCAGAACAAGUUACUUCUGGGUUUUGGCGGUCGCGCAUGCGCAGAAGUGCCAAAUUGCAACCCGCGUGUGUGCAGACGCAGCGCUGCAGGUUGCAAAUGUGCCUCCAGCAUGGAUCACACUCGCAACCUGAGCGUCCACUGUACAGCAAGACAUGAUACACAAACAACAGAUAACACAACUUCCGUCAAGUGUCUGUUGUCCACAAUCUCUUCCGAAACAUGUGUGUUUUUUGAGAAUUAAUCUGGUUGAAAAGCAGGCUCAUUAAAAACUAGUUCAUUACAGGUCCAUUUAAGAAAUAGUAUAUUUCUCUCUAACAGAAUGACAUUGUUACAUUUAAUUUCAACUCUAGAGAGUGGGAUCUUCAGACCAGGCAUUUAGGAUUUACUUGUUGAUUCUUCUACUUGAGGCAGUGUGUCCCAGACAGGUCUCUGGAUAUGUUCAGGAAGUCUUUCUAGUCUUGUCUAAAAAGAAAGUAUCAAAAAUGAGGUUAAAAAUCAUGCAUGUGCAACAGCCAUUUUUAUGCUAGAACAAUCCUAGCACGUUUCUGUGAUACUUAUAUGAUUUCUGUGUUUCUAUAAGUUUCUGUGAUACUUAUAUUCCUAAAAUUCAACACAUGUAUGACAUGCAGUUAGGCUACCAAGUGGCAAAAAUCCCAUUUUGUCCGAUAAAUGAUAAAACGAAGAGUUUAUACUACAGAAGCAAGAACAAAGUUAACUAAUACCUUUUUUACUUCCAUAGCAACCCCUUCAGGUAGGUUUCGUUGAAUGUAUUCCAAGUAAACAUUGGCUGUGCUGCCGGUUAAAUGCUUUAACUGAAACAAAAACAGUAUUUUAGUUUCCACAUAGCAAUUAAUAAGACAUGUGCUAAAGGAAACCAAUCUGUAGGCUGUAUCUGGCUUACUUUUCCCCAGCUUUUGCAGCCCUACUUGGACCAAUAUAGAUACCACUGUUAGGACCAUUCUAGGUCAAAACAUUAGAGGCUUGAAUAUGGCUCUCAAGCUAUUCACCACAUAUUAUGUUUAAUGUUUUACACACGAGUAUGUAUGUGCAUGUGUAUGAUGAAAGAGGGGGUAGACAGCUGUUAUUUCCUGAAUAAUAAUAAAAAUGUUAAUCUGUUUGCU
Podarcis lilfordi (Lilford's wall lizard) is the source of this 17209-nucleotide messenger RNA. The record is from the annotation of a GenBank genome assembly. Lineage: Eukaryota; Metazoa; Chordata; Lepidosauria; Squamata; Lacertidae.